CAAGAAGUCUUUUGUUUUUGAUGCGUUUCCGAGAGAGACCGGCGUUGCCUCCUCGUGCUGCUGCUGCUCGACUUCGACGUCGUCCCUCGCUACGCCCGUCACCAUGCCUCCCAAAUUGGACCCCUCCCAGAUUGUCGAGGUCUAUGUGCGUGUCACUGGAGGAGAGGUGGGUGCUGCCUCAUCACUUGCACCUAAGAUUGGACCCCUCGGUUUGUCUCCUAAGAAGGUCGGAGAAGAUAUUGCCAAGGAAACAGCGAGGGACUGGAAAGGUUUGAGAGUGACAGUCAAGCUCACAGUGCAGAACCGACAGGCAAAGGUUGCUGUUGUGCCUAGUGCUGCUGCCCUGGUCAUCAAGGCUCUGAAGGAGCCUGAGCGUGACAGGAAGAAAGUCAAGAACAUUAAGCACAAUGGCAAUAUCUCCCUCGAUGAUGUGAUCGAAAUCGCAAAGAUCAUGGCUCCUAGGUCAAUGGCCAAGGAAUUGGCAGGCACUGUGAAGGAAAUUUUGGGUACAUGUGUCUCUGUAGGCUGCACUGUUGACCACAAAGAUCCUAAGGACCUUCAAUCAGAGAUUGACGAUGGUGAGGUUGAAAUUGCGGAUUCUUAAGACCUUAAAUCCUUGUAUUUGAGAAAAUCUUACAAAUGUAAGCAUGCUUUGCACAAAUCCUGGUUUUGUAAAA
Messenger RNA from Physcomitrium patens, 677 nucleotides. Its product is annotated as large ribosomal subunit protein uL11x. Gene Ontology annotation, molecular function: large ribosomal subunit rRNA binding; structural constituent of ribosome. Gene Ontology annotation, cellular component: ribosome; cytosolic large ribosomal subunit. Lineage: Eukaryota; Viridiplantae; Streptophyta; Bryopsida; Funariales; Funariaceae. Gene Ontology annotation, biological process: translation. The record is from RefSeq and is a predicted model, not a curated record.